CACAAGCUGCUCGACGAACAAGAUCGUAAUCUUACCCUCCCUGCCCUUUAAUCAGAUCAAUCUGGUGUCCUCCAUCCCUCCAAUAGGGCCACUCCUCAACCCAUCAUCACCUAUCGCACUACACUCGUAUCCAACCCCCCACGUCCCUAAUGUCCACCAUCAAUAUCGUCAAAUUCUAUUUCCCCAAGCCCUGGCUCGCCAGUUUCCGGGACGAUCAGCUACAGUCCUACAUCAAACUCGCUUACCUGACGGUCAGUGCGCGACAAUCAUACCCCAAGGCCGUGCUAUUUAGAUCCCUGGUCCACCUGCAAGUCAAGAGCGAAGGCUCACGCAAACAUCUGAGGAAGGGGACCUGGCACGUGACCCUGUGCUACAAGUCCGAGGACCAUCUGGCGCGUGGCCAGCAUGUCGCCGCCCAUGCCUAUGUGCGGGGGAAAGAGGACCUAACCUUGUUGCGCGCCACGUAUCGAGGACCGAAGCCGGAUUCGCAGCUUAACGCCAAUGGGAAAUGGUCCUGGGCGGUGGAAGACGAGUCGCAUGUUGCGCAGGAGAUGGUCUAUGGCCAUAUCUCCACGUCAAAGAAUAGAAAGAGGAGCGGAAGAGGUAGGACGUGAGAGUGGUGGGGGCGGUAAAUUCUGUGGGGUUUGUUUUAUUCUCUGGCUACCUGUUGUUUUUGAGCAUGUUGUCAUUUCCCGGUGUUAUCUGUCUCGCUGUUGCAUC
This is a messenger RNA of Aspergillus homomorphus CBS 101889, 720 nucleotides long. RefSeq lists its product as uncharacterized. The record is from RefSeq and is a predicted model, not a curated record. NCBI's taxonomy places the organism in Eukaryota, Fungi, Ascomycota, Eurotiomycetes, Eurotiales, Aspergillaceae. The coding region runs from base 150 to 614 and encodes 154 amino acids. The transcript has 2 exons.